CCUUUAUCCCUCCUUCCUCUCUCUCUCUCUCCCCCGCCUCCUCCUCCACCUCCUCCUCCUCACUCCACAGAGUGGCAGCGUUGGCACCGUUCAGAGAAACCCUGCUCUGGGAAAUGAGCUGCGGUGGCUGCCUGUGCGCACAUCUCCACUCGGAUCCCUCUGCGCCGUCACCCAGCCGGUGAACCCGAGAGAAAGGCGUGUGUCACAGUGGAUAUAUGAGAGAGGGGAUCUGCGCGUAAUCCCGGAGAAGACCCAGUUCUCUCGGAGGAGGGGGUUGAGUAACAACAAGAGAAGAAGGUCCUGUCCUGGGCACUCAUCCGGACCGGGAAAGAGACGGGACCUCUGCGCUGUGAGGAGUCCUCUCUCCGGUCGGUGCCGCGCAGCAGAAGAGCAGCCACAGACACGCUGAAGGGACAGAGAGGAGGAAGGUGGUGGAUAUUUUACGCACACACGCCUGACACCGCGAGUCUCCUGCUCCUGCUGUAGGACCCCCCCAACACGGUCGGAUUUGCACUUGACUGGGUCCCCACGUUGGAGGAUGGAUUCAUUCAUCAUAGCGGCUCUGGCACUGUGCUCGCUGACGGCACCAGCCCACGGAGACAAAGGCACCAGCAAAGCCCGGAGUUGUUCGGAUAUCAGGCAGUUUUACAGCGGGAAGGGUUUCCAUCUCGAUGGAGUCCCUCAGUCUGAAAUAUCAGGAGAGCACCUGCGCGUCUGUCCCCAGGGUUACACCUGCUGCACCAGUGUAAUGGAGGACAACCUGAUCUUGCUGAGCCGCAGGGAGAUGGAGGGACUUCUCAAAGACGCCGGACGAUCCUUACAGAGCUCCCUCACUGGACAGCACAAGGCCUUCGAUGGUUACUUCUUGGAGUUGCUGAACCGCUCUGCACUUGCUCUAGAUGAGACCUUCACCGCGACGUACGGUUUACUGUACAUUCAGAUCUCCCAGGUCUUCUCUGACCUGUACACAGAUCUGAGGCAAUACUAUCGAGGCAACAACAUCAACCUGGAGGAGGUGCUCAACGAGUUCUGGGCCAGGCUGAUGGAGAAGCUCUUCCAGCAGGCAAACAAGCAAUACGUCAUAGGCGAGGACUACCUGGAGUGUGUAUCCAAGCAGAUGGAGACUCUGCGGCCCUUUGGAGACACCCCCCGGGUCAUGAAGACGGCGGUCACACGCACACUUGUGGCUGCGCGUUCCUUCGUUCAGGGACUGCAGGUCAGCGGGGACGUGGUGCGCAAGGUGUCCCAGCCGCAGUUGAUCCCGGAGUGCUGGCGGGCCCUGAUGAGGAUGACUUACUGUCCCCACUGCCGCGGCAUGGCCUCCGCCAGACCUUGUGCCAACUACUGCAGCAACGUCAUGAAGGGUUGUCUGGCCAACCAGGCUGACCUCAACACUGAGUGGAGGCAUCUGGCAGAAACCAUGAUGCAGGUGGCCGAUCGCUUUGAUGGUCCAUCUGGCGUGGACAGCGUGCUCCUCUCCCUUCCCUCUCACAUAUCAGAAGCCAUGCUUAAUAUGCAGGAUAACUUGAUGACCAUCAACAGCAGGUUGAUCCAGACUUGUGGAAACCUCAGAGAGGGCGGAACCAGCAGCACGGGAGUCGAUGAAGCCACGAAGAGAGGGAGGGUCCCAGUGGAGGACCAGAUGGAAACCAGCUCCACCAAAAUGGACAAACUGGUGACUGACGUGACUGUGAGACUGAGGGACCUGCAGUCCUACUGGGUUUCCCUUCCAGCCCUGCUCUGCAGCGACAGAGUGGCCACUGGAACAGGGGCCGAGGAGAAGUGCUGGAACGGCAUGAGCCGCGCCAGGUACCUCCCCGAGGUGAUGGGCGAUGGCCUUGCCAGUCAGAUCAACAACCCAGAAGUGGAAAUCGACAUCACCAAGCCAGACAUGACAAUACGUCAGCAGAUCAUGCAGCUGAAGAUCAUGACUCACCGCCUGAAGAACGCUCUCAACGGCCAGGAUGUGGACUUUCAGGACACCAGUGACGACGUCAGCGGCUCAGGAAGCGGCAUGUGCACCGAAGAAACGUGCUCCAGGGGCCCGCGUCUGAUCGACCCGGUCACCGAGCGGCCCAUUCGCUACCCCUACCUUCCGAAAAACAAGAAGGUGAAGGCGUCGGCCAAUCACAACCUCCCCUGCGUCGCCACCUUCCUGAUUCCACUGCUCCUUUUGCUGCUGCGGCGAUAAUUGAGGGGGAAUCCACCGACUGGGACUGAGUAUGGGACACAGGGUUGGGGGAGGCUGAAUGGGGAGGGAGGAGGAGAUGGGGAUUAGUUACUUUGCCAAAACUAGGUAAAUACGAGGAAACAACAACAACAACAACAACAACAACAACAACAACAACAACAACAACCACAAAAAAAUCACUUGGAUGGACAUUCUUUUGGUUCUGGAUUAGAAAUAGGUGGAAGUGGGAAGUAUUCAUAAAUGUUUUGAUCCUGCUCUCGUCCUUUAUUUCUCGCUAUAUUAUGACGCCAUUAGAGCUGGUCUUUUUGCAUCUUCUGUUUUGUUUCUGGUGUUUGGGUUCUCUGAGAUUCUAUCUGUACCUCAGACAUGUGUAAAACGUAAUUGCUAACGGUAUGUUGGUGUUGACACCACGGGGAGAGGGAGAACGGGGCUUUGCAGUGGCGCUCAGAUCCAUAUAAUUGUCUCUCCACGACCUUUAAAACAGCACUAGUGUUUCGGUAUAAUUCUUUUAUUUAUAAAUCACUCACAAUAAAAAGGCCUACGGUGAUUUAA
Messenger RNA from Pleuronectes platessa (European plaice), 2743 nucleotides. It is a transcript of the gene gpc1b, whose product is annotated as glypican 1b. The record is from RefSeq and is a predicted model, not a curated record. The transcript is spliced from 11 exons. The coding region runs from base 539 to 2191 and encodes 550 amino acids. Gene Ontology annotation, molecular function: fibroblast growth factor binding. NCBI's taxonomy places the organism in Eukaryota, Metazoa, Chordata, Actinopteri, Pleuronectiformes, Pleuronectidae. Gene Ontology annotation, biological process: regulation of protein localization to membrane; cell migration; negative regulation of fibroblast growth factor receptor signaling pathway. Gene Ontology annotation, cellular component: cell surface; extracellular region; synapse.